Bombus huntii is the source of this 6915-nucleotide messenger RNA. Its product is annotated as dynein beta chain, ciliary-like. Lineage: Eukaryota; Metazoa; Arthropoda; Insecta; Hymenoptera; Apidae. The record is from RefSeq and is a predicted model, not a curated record. Gene Ontology annotation, molecular function: ATP binding; minus-end-directed microtubule motor activity; dynein light intermediate chain binding. Gene Ontology annotation, cellular component: dynein complex. The transcript is spliced from 33 exons. Gene Ontology annotation, biological process: microtubule-based movement. The coding region runs from base 124 to 6915 and encodes 2263 amino acids.
CCGCAUAUACUCUGCUGUCAUAGCAGUCGUUAUUUCUUUGUAUAAACAUACGAUAAAGAAACAGAUUAAUAGUAAUAUAAGAUGUUAUAUUUGAUUCAAUAAAUAAAGUUGUAACCAGGAAAAAUGGAUAAAAAGGAUGAUGAGAAAAAGGAGGAGGAUCCGCGAUUGGAAUAUAUGUUUAAUUAUUUGACGUAUUCGAGAAAAUUAAAAGCCGACAGAUGGACGAAAAUGUUAUCCAAUGCGGAUUUCAAGGAUUUAAUCACGAAGUUCUUUGGAAUUGCAUCGGAGAUGGUCCUCGUGUUGCAACUGACACCCGCCGGUGUCUUAGUACCCUAUCUCGAAAUAACGCAAUCUAAGAGAAAGCAGACGUACUUCUUGAAGAGGAAGCCUCAAAAGGUCACUGAGGAUAACUACAAAGAUUUGUUGAUACCAGGUGACAUGGCACCGAAUCCAAUCGAGGAACUGGCGGUGCUUGAAGAAGAUGCAUACGUACCCAUUUUAUCUAAUCCAAAAAAUCACGUUGGGUGGCCGGAAGUUGUUCGAAAAGAUGUUAAGAAACAAGUAUACGACCUUCGAAGUCUAAUAUGGCAGGUGAAAGGAAAAAUAACAGGACAAACUUUACUACCAAUGCCAAUGGGUAUCGAAGAAAUUCUUGAUCAGCAAUUCAAUUCUAAAUUAGAGUCUCCUAAAUUACUCCAAGUAAAGAACAACAUAGAGGAAAUUGUAAUAAAAUGGGCGACACAAAUUAAUGAGAUCCUCAACGUAGAGUUCUCAAAGUUUUCAACGAAUGAAAAGGAAAUUCCUGUGUCCGAGUUGGUCUAUUGGAACAUGAGACUAAAGAAUAUGGAAUCGCUUUAUUAUCAAUUAAAAGACCCAAAAGUACGACAGAUGGAUCUAUUUCUAGAAAAAAUGGAAAGUCCAUAUUCGGUGUAUUUCAAAAAUUUAGUAAAGAACGUGACUGCAUCAUUGUUGGAAACAAGGGAUAUAAAUCUUUACUUGAAACCUCUGGAAAUGUAUUUCAAUGAAAUUGAAAACGUUGAGUUCAGAGAUAUAAUAUGGAAAUUAAAGUUAUUGUUUCACUGUGUUUGCUUAAUGUGGUCGAACUCGAAAUAUUACUCUAUGGAAAGAAUUAUUGCUCUGUUACGGGAAAUUUCAAAUUUAUUAAUUUCUCAGGCAGUGAAACAUAUAAAUCCGUCAACUUUAUUCGAAGGAGAUAUUGAAGACAACAAAGCGAAGAUAGCGGAGGUAAUACCGACGCUCAAUAGUUAUCAAGAAUUGUUUCGAUCAUAUAAAGAAAAGGUAGAAACUUACUUUAAGUCGCAAGAACCUAUACUUUGGACGUUUCACGAGAAGCUAGUUUUCGAAAGGAUUCAUAUGUUUGAGAAGAGACUUAAAGAAAUCGAGUCAUUAUUUGAUACAGUACAAGAUUAUUUGAAACUAGAAAGAAUAGAAAUGUUUGGCUUAAAAGCGAAGUCACUACUUUCCAUGAUUAAUAAUAUUUACGAAGAGUUUAUUAAAUUGUACCAACAAUUUGGAGACGUGUCUUAUGAAGUUUUAAUGCCAGAAGAAAAACAAUUCACUGCAGAUUUAAAUGAAUUUUUCGCCUCGAUAGAGCAGUUUGAUCGACGAUUGGCAAGCAUUUUCGACCAAGCAUUUGCUGAAUGUUACAACUUAGAGUCGUUCUUUAAGUUCGUUUGGAUAAUGGGCGUAAUUGCCAACAGACCUAUAAUAAUGGCCCAAUUAUGGCACAAUUAUGAAGAAAUAAUUCAAAGAGUAGAUCAACACUUCAGUGACCUUAAGGUGUUAUUCGACAAGAAUUUUAAUUCCGGAAAAGACAACGAGCUUUCGACACUGAAUUCGUAUUUGCCUGUAGUGAGUGCAUCCCUGUGUUUUUUAAUGAAACUUCGUAAGAGAACUGUUCUCCCAAUUGAGUGCAUGAAAUUAAUUGACCAUCCCUUAAUUAAUGACAAAAUGGAAAACGUACUCAAAGACAAAUACGAAGAACUUGAGGCUAUUAUUGACGAAAAGGAAAAAGAAAUAUUUACCGCCUGGGCGGAGAAAUUGCCAGAAAUUUGGGAAACUCACUUAACGAAAACUCUUUUAAACGUUAGAGAGGAUCAACUGCUGGAAACGAAUUUCGACUUUGCUUUAAAAAUUGCCUUGAAAGAGAUUCGUUAUAUGAUAAUUGCGAAGAUUCCCGAUCUUCCUCAAGAAGCCAUAGAUUUUUAUAAUAGAUCACAAUUCUUCUUCAUCAGCACUUACAAUCUCAAUCUGAUAGUGAAUUGGUAUAACAGAAUACGAAAUGAAAGCGCUCCAGUAGAAUUUCAGUUAGUGGAAGACGAAGUUGAAAAUAUUGAUAACUUGAUAAAUUAUGGCCAAGAACAUUAUGAUUGGAAUUCGGAAGAGGUUCCAGAAUAUAUCGAUAAUUUGUUAAAAAUUACUUGGAAAUUACAUGCCAGAGUGUUUCGCGCGCAAGAGAACUUGAAUAAUAUUAUGGAUGAAAUGUAUACUUGGGCAAUGAUGCCAGUUAUUUACCGUAAAGAUGCGAGAGAUGAAAAUUUAUUGUCAGUCGCUGAUAAAGACGACAAAUUUGCGGAAAGAUUUGCGGAGAUCGAAGCAACAGCUGAAGAACUGGAACACGUAUUAAAAGAAAAUUAUAAACUGUUUUUCGACUUGCUCCCAGAUCAUGUCUACAACAAAGAAGAGCUCGAAUUAUUAGACGCCCACACUGAAGAAGAAGAAGAAAUAGAAACGGAAAAAGCAGAAGGAGGAAACGAUGCUGAAGCUGCAAAGCCGGAUGAGGAAAUAACUGAAGAAGCGGAAGUACCGGAAGAACAAGAGCAAGUAGAAGAAGAAGAAGAGGUUGAUGAAGAAACAUUAGCAAUGAGACGCGAGAAAUGGCAGCCUUAUCUACUCUAUGUUGACAACUUAAUUUCCAAAGGUCUUAUUCAGGCUGUCUCCACAAGUAUUUGUUACAUUCUCGACGAAACUGAUCCCGAAGGCGAAAUAUUUCCUUCGUUUGAGAUUCAGAUGUGUUUGGAGAACCCUAGUAUUGUUUUCCGACCGCCAGUGGAAUUAGAUGAUCCGGAAGGUUUCUAUGCUUUCUUCGAGUCACUUCUACUUGAAAUGAUGAAAAUGGGCACCCUCAUACCACGCGUCGAUCCUGAGUUGCAUGAAGGUCGAGAAAAUUACGCGCUCGAUGUUGCUGAAGAGGAAGGUAUCGUGUUUAUGUUGGAAGAAACUUGCAAUCGAGCAAAACUGGCCUUAAUAGAAGUGAAAGGACAUGUAUAUAUAUACGAAAUCUACUCGUGGCUGUGGACAGACGAUAAACAGGAAUAUUUAUCCUAUUUUUUGAGAUUUUCUCAAUACGUAAGUCCCGAGCAAAGGGAAAUGAUCGAACAUCAUCCAGAGUUUAUCCCAGAUAACCUGAAAGAGAAGAAACCAGAUUUAGCGGACUUCAAGCGGGAAAUAGAUUAUUUUAUGUCUCUGUACAACCAGUGCGAUCAAUUGCAAAAUGAGCAAAUCUUUUGUCGAUGGUUGAAACUUGACAUAAAACCUUUCAAGCAGACGCUCUUGAACAUAAUUUGCAAAUGGGCUAACGUGCUGAAGGAGUAUCUGGUCAAUCGAAUAACCACACAAUUGGAGAAUUUAGCAGAAUUUUUGAAAGCAGCAAUGGAAAAUUUCUCGCGUCCUAUACACGAAGAUGACUAUGACGCACUUCUAGAAACUAUAUACUAUUUAAAGGAAGUCAGGGAUCGUCAAUACGAGAUCGAAGACAUGUUUGAUCCAAUUAAGAAAACAAUAGAAUUGCUACAAGGCUACAACGUGUAUUUAGAUGAGAAAAUUUUUAAUUGGCUCGUAGAAUUGCCCGUUAAUUGGGAAACAUUGAAAAAGAUGGCUGCUCAAGUGAAACAUAUCGUCCAGCCUUUAAUGACUCGUCAAAUCGAUCUUUUGAAGAAAAGGCUAAGCUAUUAUGAUUUUAAACAACACCGUUUCCUGAACGAAUUCCAUGAACAAGAUGUUUUCAACCCAGAUUGUGAAAAUCAUUAUGAAAAACUAAACGAAAUACAUGAAGAGGUGUUAAAAUUCCUGAGCGAAGAAAAAGAUCUACGUGAUCAAAUUGUCAUUUUUGAACAGGAAUUGCCUGAAUUUAAAAUGACGAAACAGAUACAAAAGGAGAUGCAGUUUUUGAAAACUUUAUGGGAUUAUGUGAAUGUCAUUACAACUUCUUUGAACGAGUGGAAGAAAACCACGUGGAAGAAACUAGAUGUCGAAUGGAUGGAUCAAGAAUGCAAAAAAAUUCUCAGAGAAUUAAGACAACUGGACAAAGACGUGCGUCAUUGGGAAUUGUACACUAAUAUCGAAGCACAAGUAAGGAACAUGAUGGCAUCAUUGAGAGCGGUCUCAGAAUUGCAGAAUCCAGCAAUUAGAGACAGGCAUUGGAGAGAAUUAAUGGCUGAAACGAAGGUGGUAUUUAUCAUGACCGAUAAUACAACAUUGGAAGACUUGCUAAAGUUACAAUUGCACAAAUAUGAAGAAGAAGUUAAAAAUAUUGUCGCUAAAUCAGUGAAGGAAAUGGCAAUGGAGAAGGUGCUAAAAGAACUUAAGGACACUUGGAGUACGCUCGAAUUUGGGAAAGAGAUACACGAGCGUACGAAAUUAAAUAUUCUUAAAAUCGACGAGGAAACUAUUGAAAUCCUUGAGGACAAUCAGGUGCAACUGCAAAACAUGUUAGGUUCGAAAUUCGUUGGAUAUUUUCUCGGUGAAAUUCUUGACUGGCAGAAAAAACUAAGUACUGCGGAUGCAGUGAUUAAUGCAUGGUUCGAAGUUCAACGAGCUUGGGGUUAUCUCGAAAGCAUCUUCAUUGGCUCUGAAGACAUUAGGAGCCAACUUCCAGAAGAAACCAAGCGGUUUGAAAAAAUUGACAGGGAGUUCAAAGAACUGCUGAAGGAAAUGUUGAGCAAUUUGAAUAUCGUAAAAGCAACCAACCGGCCUAAACUUUUAGAGAAACUAGAAGAGCUGCAAGUGCAACUAAAUUUCUGCGAGAAAGCGUUAGCCGAUUACUUGGAAACAAAGAGAUUAAUUUACCCAAGGUUUUAUUUCAUCUCCGCAGCAGAUUUACUUGAUAUUUUAAGCAAUGGAAACAACCCUGAAUUGGUCUGCAGACAUUUGUCAAAGCUGUACGAUUCUAUUGCAAAAUUGCAUUGGAAAAUGGACGGUGGGAAAGCAACGAAGCAGGCGAGAGUUAUGAUUGCCAAAGACGGUGAGGAAAUGGCUAUUCAUGGGACUUGCGAUUGCAGUGGAAAGGUGGAAGUUUGGUUGAACAACGUAACAGAUGCGAUGAAGAGGUCGGUAAGGCAUCAUAUAUCUCAGGCAGUAGCUACAUACGACGAGAAACCACGUGAGCAAUGGAUUUUCGAUCAUCGAGCUCAACCCGCGCUAUGCGGAACUCAAAUCUGGUGGACUACGGAAGUAAACAUGGCCUUUAUGAGACUAGAGGAAGGUUUCGAGAAUGCGUUUAAAGAUUAUCAACGAAAGCAAAUUAAUCAGUUAAACGCGUUGAUAGUACUUCUCUGUGGAGAUUUGAGUGAAAGCGAUAGAAGGAAGAUCAUGACAAUCUGUACAAUCGACGUGCAUGCAAGGGACGUUGUAGCGAAAAUGAUCGCGAUGAAGGCAGAUCACUAUUCUAGUUUUCAGUGGCAAUCGCAACUCAGGCACAGAUGGGACGACAAAGUUGGUGAUUGUUUCGCUGAUAUCUGCGAUGCUUCCUUCAAAUACGAUUACGAAUAUUUGGGAAAUGUUCCACGGCUGGUGAUAACACCAUUAACCGAUCGAUGUUACAUCACUUUAACACAAUCUUUGCAUCUUAUAAUGGGUGGAGCACCAGCUGGCCCAGCUGGAACUGGCAAGACAGAAACCACGAAAGAUUUAGGGAGAGCGUUGGGCCAAAUGGUUUAUGUGUUUAACUGUUCCGAACAAAUGGAUUAUAAGUCCUGCGGAAACAUUUACAAAGGUCUUGCUCAAGUAGGAGCAUGGGGUUGUUUCGAUGAAUUCAACCGAAUUUCGGUGGAGGUACUUUCGGUGGUGGCUGUGCAAGUGAAAUCAGUUUUAGACGGAGUGAAAAGCCGCAAACCGAUAUUUUUGUUUUUCGGAGAAGAACUGAAUCUCGUUCCCACUGUUGGAAUGUUCAUCACUAUGAAUCCUGGCUAUGCGGGAAGGACGGAAUUGCCCGAAAAUUUGAAAACUUUAUUCAGACCUUGCGCCAUGGUAGUUCCAGAUUUUGACUUAAUUUGCGAAAUAAUGCUGGUAGCGGAAGGCUUCCAAGAAGCUAGAUUACUAGCAAGAAAAUUCAUAACGCUGUAUCAGCUUUGUCGAGAACUUUUGUCGAAGCAAGAUCACUAUGAUUGGGGUCUACGGGCGAUUAAGUCGGUUUUAGUGGUUGCAGGGAAAUUAAAGAGAGACGAUCCCGGGAGAGCUGAAGACCAGGUGCUAAUGAGAGCUCUCAGAGACUUCAAUAUACCGAAAAUCGUGACCGACGAUGUUCCAGUUUUUAUGGGACUUAUUGGUGAUUUGUUUCCCGCUCUGGAUGUUCCGCGAAAAAGGGAUUUAGAUUUUGAAUCAACGGUCCGACAAUCUACUCUGGAUCUCAAAUUACAACCAGAAGAUGGUUUUGUACUAAAAGUUGUACAGUUAGAGGAAUUGCUUCAUGUUCGUCAUUCAGUUUUCAUUGUUGGAUUUGCUGGAACCGGAAAAACGGAAGUGUGGAAAACACUUAAUCGAACGUACUUUAAUCAGCAAUUAAAGCCGUAUUAUAAUGACUUGAAUCCGAAAGCAGUGACUAAUGACGAACUAUUUGGAAUUAUCAAUCCUGCAACGCGGGAAUGGAAAGACGGGUUUGAUUCAUCUCACUAUUAA